UUUGUAGUGAGAUUCAUAUAUACAUAUUAUCACUACUUGGAUAUAUAUGCUGUAAUUAAACUUGAGAUUUUGGAGUUCAAAAUACAAAUAUAUGGCAAUGAAGAUUGAGGCAAUGAAGGCUGAUAUGAAGGUGUUUGAUGGUGAAGGGGGAGGGUACUAUGCAUGGUCACCUUCUGAAUUGCCAUUUUUGUCAAAAUUUCAGCUUGGUGGUGGCAAACUUGUCCUUCACCCACUUGGAUUUGCGUUUCCUCACUUUUCUGAUUCCUCCAAACUUGGUUACAUUCUUGAAGGUAAUUGCACGAUUGGAUUGGUCGCACCAGGUAGUUCGGAAGAAACUGUGGUGGUGAUCAAGAAAGGAGAUGUACUUCCACUGCAAAGAGGGACGGUGUCAUGGUGGUUCAACAAUGGUGACACCGAUACAACCGUACUAUUCCUUGGUGAAACAACCAGAGCACAAGUCCCCGGUGAAGUCUCCUACUUUUUCAUGACUGGAAUGCAAGGCAUUCUUCGCGGAUUCCAAUCUGACUCUGUUAAGAAAAUCUUUGAUCUAGACCAUAAGGAAGUUGAAGAUAUUUUAACUAGUCAACAAGGUGUAGUGAUUGUUAAACUCAGGAAAGGAAUUCAGUUUCCAAACCCAAGUCCACCCACUGGAAAAGUGUAUGCUCCCAUUGGCACUCCAGAAGCUGAUGUGGUUGUCAAGGGUGGCGGCAUCAUCAAUUCCUUGACGGAAAUGGACUUUCCGGUGCUUGUUGGAAUGGGUAUAAGUGCAAGAUUUUUGAGGCUGGAAGGUAAGGCUAUGUUGUCACCAAGCUAUGUGGUGGACGGGUCGGUUCAGGCUAUAUAUGUUGCAAAAGGUGGUGGUCAGAUCCGAGUUGUGGCAAACGAAGGAAAGCCUAGUUUUGAUGGUGAUGUGGUAGAAGGUGAAUUGUUGAUUGUUCCUCAAUUCUUUGUUGUUUCUAUGACUGCAGAUGAGGGUGGAAUGGAGAUUUUUUCUGCCAUAACUUCUUCAAAGCCUAUUUUCGAGCAACUGGCUGGAAACUUGUCGGUUUGGAAGGCAUUGUCACCCGCUGUUCUACAAUCUGCUUUAAACAUUAGUCCUGAGUUAGAAGAGCUUUUUAAGUCGAAGAACGCCAGGAGUUUGACCAUUAUUCCUCCAAGAUGCUAAGAUAUAUAGUUGAUGUAUCUAUAACGAUCAAGAAAUAAAAGCCAAUUAAUGGAUUUUAAUCCAAUUGGUUUGAUCGACUUUGAGUUUGCGACUCCCAUUACCUCUAUGUUUAUGUAUUUGUCAUCAAUCAUAUUUUAUCCUUUAAUAUA
This is a messenger RNA of Erigeron canadensis, 1314 nucleotides long. Its product is annotated as cocosin 1-like. The transcript is spliced from 3 exons. Gene Ontology annotation, molecular function: nutrient reservoir activity. Lineage: Eukaryota; Viridiplantae; Streptophyta; Magnoliopsida; Asterales; Asteraceae. The record is from RefSeq and is a predicted model, not a curated record. Bases 92 to 1165 code for a protein of 357 amino acids.